This is a messenger RNA of Mugil cephalus (flathead mullet), 1394 nucleotides long. RefSeq names its product alcohol dehydrogenase 1-like. The record is from RefSeq and is a predicted model, not a curated record. Gene Ontology annotation, molecular function: zinc ion binding; S-(hydroxymethyl)glutathione dehydrogenase [NAD(P)+] activity. Lineage: Eukaryota; Metazoa; Chordata; Actinopteri; Mugiliformes; Mugilidae. The transcript is spliced from 9 exons. Gene Ontology annotation, biological process: formaldehyde catabolic process. Gene Ontology annotation, cellular component: cytosol. Bases 134 to 1270 code for a protein of 378 amino acids.
CUUCCAAAUUCCAUUCAGCGUCCCUGCCCAUCUGCCCAAUAUACAGAGUAAACUUGAAUUUCAGGACCUUGUUUUUUCAUUCCACCCUCUUGUCCUGCAGCUGCAGUCCUCUCUUUACUUCUCUCCAACCGCCAUGGCAACAGCUGGGAAGGUCAUCAAGUGUAAGGCAGCAGUGGCCUGGGGGCCCAACAAGCCUUUGGUGAUUGAGCAGAUCGAGGUGGCGCCUCCUCAGGCCAACGAGGUCCGCGUCAAGAUCGUGGCAACUUCAGUGUGCCAUUCGGACUUGUACUAUCUUUUGGAGGCCAAGCAUGAGGGUGGCUUUCCAUUAGUCCUCGGCCACGAGGCGGCAGGUAUCGUAGAGAGUGUCGGGCCCGGAGUCACUGAAUUUCAGCCUGGAGACAAAGUUAUCCCUCUGUUCCUCUCCCAGUGUCGACAAUGUCGCUUCUGUAAAAAUCCUAAAACCAACCACUGUGAGAAUUCAGUGUCCCUAAUUCCUCAAGAUGGAUUGGUUAUCCCACAGUCCAGGUUCACUUGUAAGGGACAGGUGCUCAUGCAGUUCGCGAGCACCAGCACCUUCUCUGAGUACACUGUGGUAAAAGACAUCGCUCUGGCUAAAAUUGAUCCCUCAGCUCCUCUGGACAAGGUCUGUCUUCUUGGCUGUGGGGUCUGUACUGGAUAUGGAGCAGCAGUUAAUACCGCUAAGGUGGAACCAGGCUCCACGUGUGCUGUGUUUGGCCUGGGAGCUGUGGGUUUGGCUGCAGUCAUGGGCUGCAAGUCUGCAGGAGCUAAGAGGAUUAUUGCUGUUGACAUCAAUCCAGAGAAGUUUGAGAAGGCCAAGGUGUUUGGUGCAACUGACUUCGUGAACCCCAAAGAUCACGAUAAACCCAUCAACCAGGUGCUGUCUGACAUGACCAACGGAGGAGUGGACUACUCCGUGGAAUGUACCGGCAAUGUGGCAGUCAUGCGCAGUGCCUUGGAGUCUUGUGUGAAAGGUUGGGGCGUCAGCGUGAUCGUUGGAUGGACAGACAUGAACGACGUUGCUGCCCGACCCAUUCAGCUCAUCAGUGGACGCACAUGGAAGGGAUCCCUGUUUGGAGGGUUUAAAGGUAAGGACGGCGUACCUCAGAUGGUCAAAGCCUACCUGGACAAGAAGGUGAUGGUGGAUGAGUUCAUUACUCACAACAUGGCUUUGGACCAAGUCAAUGACGCCAUUGAAUUAAUGAAGCAUGGCAAAUGCAUCCGGACGGUCCUGAAUGUUUCUCCACAAUGAGAGCACUACACUGCCUUUAAUGAAACCAGUAAUUCAGUCAUUAACCACUACACCAUACAGGAUUUCAGCGAGAAUAAUCCAAAUAUACAUUGCUCAAAAUAAAGUGGAUCUACCAUCCAGUGAA